Messenger RNA from Protopolystoma xenopodis, 309 nucleotides. The record is from the annotation of a GenBank genome assembly. NCBI's taxonomy places the organism in Eukaryota, Metazoa, Platyhelminthes, Monogenea, Polystomatidea, Polystomatidae.
AUGGCCGACGUCGAACCAGGCCAUGUGGUGGUGGUUGGCGCCGCCAGCCGAGGAAUCAUUUCUCGUGGGCACCAGUACGAUCCAAAUGUAUACCAGGCUGUGUACUCUCCAAAUCCCUUCGAUCGAGUAACUGAUGACGACAUAGAAAGAUACAAAGAGAAUGUAGAACGCAAAAUAAAGGGACUUCCUUCACUAGAAGAAGAAGAGGCUGCCAUAGCUGCCGAGCUAGCUAGACAGGAGGCUAUAGCGGCAAUGCAAGAGGCUUCAACUAUAUGUGUCGAAAAGACGGCCAGAACUGCUCAGCCACGA